Molecule: messenger RNA, 579 nt
Organism: Pochonia chlamydosporia 170
Lineage: Eukaryota; Fungi; Ascomycota; Sordariomycetes; Hypocreales; Clavicipitaceae
Exons: 1
Coding region: 1-579 (192 amino acids)
Source: RefSeq, a predicted model, not a curated record
AUGGUCGGCUGUGGUCCAUCCAAAAUGGGGUCAAUCUGUCUGUCUGGUGGUGUGUGGUUACAAACCCCUGUGCCAACACUGGGGCAAAUGGAUCAGACAAAAAGCCAAGCUUUUGCAAUACCCUGGCCUGGCAACCUGGACACUGUGACACUACCAGGGGGCCCAAAAGGAUUCAAGCUUUUCAUGGUGGACACAUGCAGUUUUGUGCGUGGAAGUGGAUCUCCGUUUUCAAAUGUUAUGUUUCCUCCUCAAACAUUCUGCGAAUAUUCUCUACACAGCUCCUGCUGUUAUUGUUUCGUCCAAAUAAGCGGGCGUGGAGGGGGAAUCUCAUGGCUCAGAAACCGAUGGCGCUUGCAGGUCUUCAGCCCAUGUGGAAUACAGAAAGUGCGGAUUGUGACUUAUCCUUUAUUAUUAGACUCGAAGCUCAUCGUAGUGCCUUCUCGACGACGCCACUUGAUUUCUACAUUGCCUUGUUUCACAUGUUGUCAAAGCCGGCGGUGCCAAUGCCAAGGUAUUGCACACUGGUUUCAUUUUGUCGCCUUAUCAACUGUAGCAGGCCUCACGUCUUUUAAUCUAUGA